Myzus persicae (green peach aphid) is the source of this 836-nucleotide messenger RNA. RefSeq lists its product as uncharacterized. Lineage: Eukaryota; Metazoa; Arthropoda; Insecta; Hemiptera; Aphididae. The record is from RefSeq and is a predicted model, not a curated record. Bases 1 to 654 code for a protein of 217 amino acids. The transcript has 2 exons.
AUGAGUGAAUUAUCGAAAGCCAAACUGGUUUCAGUUGACAGAAAUAAAACUCAAAAUGGAAAGGGUAACUCAAUUAAAAAAAUCAACAGAAAAGUAUCUGAAAAACAAAUAGAUGAUAUUGGAAAACUAUCGGUGAACGUUGGGAACACCCAUACAAUCAAUGCAGCCACGGAAGUGAAACCCGAAGUUCAACAGAGAGCAGUGCAUCCCCCCAAAAAGGCUGUUAAAAAAUUGAUCAAGCAAUCGGUCGUUAAGUCACCGACACAAAAACCAUCUACAAAAAAAAACCUGUCUAAAAAACAACAACCGUUAGUCAAAAUUCAAAAGUCUCUGGGGGCGAGAAACCCAAAUUUCACAACUAUAAAUAAAGUUGAAACAAAAAGGACGAAGUCAGAGAAACGUGUUCUAAAAUCAAUUCCGAUGAUUGUUACGUUGCCAAGAGACACAACAUCACGUCAGGCGGACAGAACGACAAAAACCAAUCCAGCUGAAAAAAAGCUAGUAAAGGUCAAACGAGUGUUGAGAAAGAAACUUGUAUCAUCGGUGAAUGGGAAAACAACAAAACAAGAUACAGUUAACUCUAUGGCUGUAGAAAACGUAAUACCCAUCAGUAACACUAAAAAACUGCUCCCGGCAUUGACCAAACAAACAUGAAAAACUAUUAAAAAAUAUAUAUAAAUUACACUUCCAUUUUAAAGCGUUUAAAGUAGUCUAUACAAUUUAUUACAUAUUCAGACAAGAGUUACAAAAGGGCAUCAAUUUAAGUUUCCAACGCAUGAAUCUGUGUCCUCGCGCAGUAAGUGUAGGUAGUUAUGUUAUUACUUUCGAGAAUUGUU